CACAGGUGUCGCAGUAGACCCUUCAACUGUCUGGCAGCAAAACAUACUUCCUUACUAUUUAAAUGAUUAUCAUCCCAAGAAUGUUUUUAAUGUCAAAGAGACUGGGCUGCUUUAUCGAAUGCUACCGACAAAUACGUUUGCAUUUAAAGGAGAAACGUGCUCAGUUGGAAAGUUAUGCAAAGACAGAAUAACUCUGGUGGUGGGGGCAAACAUGGACGGCUCAGAGAAACUUCCUUUGCUUGUCAUUGGAAAAAACAGGAACCCACAUUGUUUCAAAGGCAUAAAAUCACUGCCUGUGUGUUAUGAAGCUAACAAAAUGGCAUGCAUGACCUCUGAUGUAUUUGAACAAUGGAUGCAGAAGCUGGAUGAGAAAUUUCAAGCCCAGCAAAGAAGAGUGGUGAUUUUUGUUGAGUCUUUUCCUGCACAUCCAGAGGUAAAAAACCUCAAGUCCAUUGAGUUAGCGUUCUUUCCAUCAUGUUUAUCUCCCAAAUUUGUAGCUAUGAAACAAGGUGUUAUUAAAAGCCUUAAAAUCAAAUAUCGGCAUUGUCUUAUUAAGAAAUUUUUAAGCUCCGUUGAAGGCAGCAAAGAAUUUACAUUUUCCCUGUUCGAUGCCAUUGAUACAUUACAUGUCUGUUGGAGGGCUGUGACCCAAGAGACUAUUGUUAAGAGCUAUGAGGAGGCAGGAUUUAAAUCUCAAAAGGAAGAAAGUGACGAGACAAAUGUUGAGACAGACACUGGUCUGGAUUUGGUUGCUCAUGCCCAGGCAGCAGGAGUGGAAUUUCCCGAAGGCUUGUCUAUAGAAGAGUACGCUGCCCUGGACGACGAUUUAGAGACAUGUGAAGCAGGACCAAGUGGUGAUGCUGUAUGGACCAAGGAAAGUGAAUCAGAUGAAACUGGAUUUUAUGCUUCUGAUGAAGAGGAUGACGGUGAUUCUCUGGGAACUGAACUCCCUUUGCCGUCAAAAAAUGAGGCAAGAACCGCUUUAGAUACUCUGAAACGUUUUCUUAGACGUCAAGAUAUAAAUGAUGGGCUUCAUAAUUCUUUAGCAGACCUUGAAAUUUUUAUCAACUCUUCAGUAUCUAAGUAAUCAUUUACUGAACAACAUCUGAAGAUAAUAGUUUUUUCUAAUGUAUUUUACUAAAAAGGUAUGUAAAGGGGAAAUACCACUUAAACAUAAAAAACAAAAAAACUAAUCAUCUUUGGUUUAAUUGCAGAUGUUUUUAGUCUGAAGAGGAAAGUUCCCUAGGUAGAUUAAAUAAUGAGUAAGUAAGUGAAAAAUAUAAAUUUCAAUUUAGCAAGGCUUUGGGGAGUAGAAAAUGAAAUAGAGUCCUUGUACUUGAAACAUAUGGCAUAAAUGUCAAAAAUAAAAAGUACUCUCCAGCCAUUUGAUUCAUACAGGUUGAAUUGGUGAUUGCUAUUUUCUGUUUUUUAAGUUAAGAUCAUGUUCUAAGAUAGUUUAUCUACCUCAUCUAAGAAACAAAAUAUCUAUUGCUUAGACAUUUAUUUUUAUAAACAUACUCAAACUAGACUCUUAAGUAUCAAGUGUUAAUUUUAAAUUAUUUUUCUUAUAACUAAUCAUCAUAAUAAAAACUAUGAAAAACUGCUGAAAAUAAAAUCUUAUCCAGUUAUAUACCAGGAUUGAAAAUGUAUAUCUAACUUUCCAGUUAUUUCUGUAAAAGGUCGAAUGAAAGACUAGGACCUUAUCAGAUUUUUAAAAUCAUUUCUAACCAGAAGAUGAUGUAGACUCUUCCUAAAUAUUUGUAUUUAUAUGUGUGUGUUUAAAAAGUAUAUUAUUGCAACAUGUAUUAAACUCAUGAUAUUUUUAUUUUAAUAAGAUUAAUCUUAAAAAGUAAAUAUGGGAGAUCCUAUUGUAGCUCAGUGGAAACAAACUCAACUAGUAUCCACGAAGAUUCAGCUUCGGUCCCUUGCUUCACUCAGUGGGUUAAGGAUCUGGCAUUGCCAUGAGUUGUGGUGUAGGUCGCAGAUGAGGCUGGGAUCUGAGUUGCUGUGGCUGUGGCGGAGGCCAGGGGCCACAGUUCUGGUUCAACCCCUAGUCUGGGAACUUCCAUAUGCCACAGGUGUGGCCAUAAAAAGC
This is a messenger RNA of Sus scrofa (pig), 2095 nucleotides long. RefSeq names its product tigger transposable element derived 4 (gene TIGD4). Gene Ontology annotation, molecular function: DNA binding. Lineage: Eukaryota; Metazoa; Chordata; Mammalia; Artiodactyla; Suidae. The record is from RefSeq and is marked provisional. Gene Ontology annotation, cellular component: nucleus.